This is a messenger RNA of Ochotona princeps (American pika), 2724 nucleotides long. RefSeq names its product plakophilin 2 (gene PKP2). The record is from RefSeq and is a predicted model, not a curated record. Gene Ontology annotation, molecular function: alpha-catenin binding; cadherin binding; intermediate filament binding. Bases 93 to 2540 code for a protein of 815 amino acids. Lineage: Eukaryota; Metazoa; Chordata; Mammalia; Lagomorpha; Ochotonidae. Gene Ontology annotation, cellular component: intercalated disc; cytoplasm; nucleus. Gene Ontology annotation, biological process: intermediate filament bundle assembly; desmosome organization; cell-cell junction assembly. The transcript has 13 exons.
GGGGCUUGCACCAGCGCUCCCAGCUCGGCUGCGGCUUCUGCCGCAGGUUGCCCGGCUAGGCGAGCGGCGCGGUCGCCCCCAGCAGCGGCCUCAUGGCAGCCCCCGGCACCCCGGCCGAGUGCGGCUACAUCCGCACGGUUCUCGGCCAGCAGAUCCUGGGACAACUGGACAGCUCCAGCCUGGCCCUGCCCUCCGAGGCCAAGCUGAAACUGGCGGGCAGCAGCGGCCGCGGCGGCCAGGCGGCCAAGAGCCUGCGGAUCCAGGAACAGGUGCAGCAGACCCUAGCACGGAAGGGCCGGAGCUUCGUGGCCAACGGAAAUCUACACCGAACCAGCAGUGUUCCUGAAUAUGUCUACAACCUACACUUGGUGGAAAACGAUUUUGUCGGAGGGCGGUCCCCUGUCACUAAGACCUAUGAUGUGCUCAAGGCCGGCAAUACCGCCACCUUCGAGGGCCGCUGGAGGAGAGGGGCGGCGCAGUACAGCUCGCAGAAGUCGGUGGAAGAACGGGCGCUGAGGCAGCCCCUGCGGCGCCUCGAGGUGUCGCCCGACAGCAGCCCCGAGCGCCUGCUCUACGUGCCCAGCGAGCCCCAGCCCGGCGCGCGCGGCCGGCCGGGCCCCGUGGCCCCGUGGCCCCCCGAGGGCGCGCGGCCCACGCCGCAGGGGCCGCCCCGCUACGCGCGCUCCGAGAUCGUGGGCCUGAGCCAGGCGGGAGGCCGGCGGCGCCGCUAUGACACCUACCACAGGCAGUACCAGUACUCGACGGCGCUCGACGGCGGCGCGGCCGUCAGCCCGGCCGUGCUCACCUACCCGCGGCCCGCCACCAGUCACAGCAUGGGCAACCUCCUGGAGAAGGAGAACUACCUGAGCUGGGCGCCGCGGCCGCUGCAGCUCGUGACGCAGAGCAGGGGCGCCAGGACCUCCUGGCACCAGAGCUCCUUCCACAGCGCGCGCUCGCAGCGGGAGGCCGGGCCCAGCGCCACGCUGGACGGCGGCAUUCGCAGGACGCACCUGACGGCCGGCCAGGCCGCGGCCGGCGCCUACCCCGACGGGCAGCUCGGGAAUGCGGACCUGGAGAUGACCCUGGAGCGAGCCGUGAGCAUGCUGGAUGCAGACCACACGCCGCUGCCCAGGAUCCCUGCCGCCGCCACGUUCAUCCAGCAUGAGUGCUUCCAGAAGUCCGAAGCACGGAAAAGGGUUAAUCAGCUUCGCGGUAUCCCCAAGCUGCUGCAGCUCCUCAAAGUUCAGAAUGAGGACGUGCAGCGAGCCGUGUGCGGCGCCUUGAGAAAUCUGGUGUUUGAAGACAAUGACAACAAAUUGGAAGUAGCAGAACUCAACGGGGUGCCUCGGCUGCUGCAGGUGCUGAAGCAAACCCGAGACCUGGAGACGAAGAAGCAGAUUACAGGUUUGCUGUGGAAUUUGUCCUCUAACGACAAACUCAAGAAUCUCAUGAUAACAGAAGCCUUGCUCAUCCUGACUGAAAAUAUCAUCAUCCCCUUUUCUGGGUGGCCGGAAGGAGACUACCCCAAGGCAAAUGGUUUACUUGACUUUGAUAUAUUCUACAAUGCCACAGGAUGCCUCAGAAACAUGAGCUCAGCUGGCUCUGAUGGGAGGAAAGUGAUGAGAAGGUGUGAUGGGCUCAUCGACUCCUUGGUCCACUACGUCAGAGGAACCAUUGCGGAUUACCAGCCAGAUGACAAGGCCACAGAGAACUGCGUGUGCAUUCUUCAUAACCUCUCCUACCAGUUGGAGGCAGAGCUCCCGGAGAAGUAUUCCCAGAAUGUCUACAUUCAAAACCGAACUAUCCAGACUGACAACAACAAAAGUGUUGGGUGUUUUGGCAGCCGAAGCAGGAAAGUAAAAGAGCACUACCAGGACAUGCCGAUGCCAGAGGAGAAGAGCAACCCCAAGGGUGUGGAGUGGCUGUGGCACUCCAUCGUGAUUAGGAUGUAUCUGUCUUUGAUUGCCAAGAGUGUCCGGAACUUCACGCAGGAAGCCUCUCUGGGAGCUCUCCAGAACCUCACAGCAGGAAGUGGACCGAUGCCGACGUCAGUAGCUCAGACGGUGGUCCAGAAGGAAAACGGCCUGCAGCACACUCGCAAGAUGCUGCACGUUGGCGACCCAAGUGUCAAAAAGACUGCGGUCUCCCUGCUGAGAAACCUGUCUCGGAUUCCUUCUCUGCAGAAUGAGAUCGCCAAAGAAACCCUGCCGGAUUUGGUUUCCAUAAUUCCUGACACAGUCCCCAGCACUGAGCUGCUCACUGAGACUACAGCCUCUGCCUGUUACACGCUGAACAAUAUUGUCCAGAACAGCUACCAGAAUGCACGAGACCUACUGAACACUGGGGGCCUGCAGAAGGUGAUGGCCAUCAGCGCAGGUGACACCUACGCCCCCAACAAGGCAAGCAAAGCAGCCAGUGUCCUGCUGUAUUCCCUGUGGGCACACACCGAGCUCCACAACGCCUACAAAAAGGCUCAGUUUAAGAAGACAGAUUUUGUCAACAGCAGGACUGCCAAAGCCUACCACUCUCUGAAGGACUGAGGAACGAGGAAAAGGGCUCUCUGAAACCCCCACCUCCCCAUUCUCGGCUACAAGAAAGCCCCGAAGGAAAACCACCUAUUUUUCUACUACCCAAUCCAAGAAAGCCUGGACAGCAUGCCUUGUUUCUAACCUUUUCUAUGCCCAUGUUCUCAGAAUCCAGAAAAUAAAUAAUGAGAACACCGUU